Messenger RNA from Penicillium odoratum, 1533 nucleotides. Its product is annotated as flavin monoamine oxidase family protein. Gene Ontology annotation, molecular function: oxidoreductase activity. The transcript is spliced from 4 exons. The coding region runs from base 1 to 1533 and encodes 510 amino acids. The record is from RefSeq and is a predicted model, not a curated record. NCBI's taxonomy places the organism in Eukaryota, Fungi, Ascomycota, Eurotiomycetes, Eurotiales, Aspergillaceae.
AUGAGCUCUAAACCGCAUGUUGGUAUCAUUGGCGCCGGGCUUGCGGGUCUACGCUGCGCCGAUAUCCUCAUUCAAAAUGGGGCACGAGUCACCAUCCUAGAAGCUAGGAAUCGCAUUGGUGGGAGGGUUUAUCAAGAUGAGCUGGAAGGUCAUGUAGUGGAUAUGGGCGCAAACUGGAUUCAUGGCCAGGGAGAGAAUCCUAUCAUGUCCAUGGCUCAGAGGACUCAGACUGCUACCUUUGAUCCUGAGGGUGGGAGUUUCCUCGUUUCUCGUGAUGGGAAGUUCGUCGGCGAGGAUCUCGGGACUAAGAUCUCGGAUUUUGUGUGGUCUACUAUCGCAGAAGCCUUCAAAUACAGCAAUGAACAUGGAGAGGGCAUUCCAACUGAAGAGAGCCUUUAUGAUUUCUUCCAAGUCAAGGUUCGGGAAACGAGCUUCUCCGAGGAGGAACGGCAGCUUGUUCUGGAUACUUGUAAACUCUGGGGUGCCUAUGUAGGCGAGCCUAUCGAAAGACAGAGUCUAAGAUUCUUCCGUCUGGAAGAAUGCAUUGACGGAUAUAACUACUUCGUAGCGGGAACCUACAAGCACAUCCUAGAGCAAGUCGCAAAGACAGCUCAAUCCCACGCCAACAUCAAACUAAACCACCCAGUCGUGAACAUCGAAGCUCCACCCCGCAACGUCAACGAAUCUAUAAACCAGCACCAAGUGACCGUGACAACAGAAUCAGGAACCCGCUUCACCUUCGACGACCUGGUAAUCACCUGUCCACUCGGUUGGCUAAAGAACAACAUGAGCGUAUUCACACCACCCCUCCCACCCCGCCUCCAACAAGCAAUAGAAAACAUCUCCUACGGCCGCCUCGAAAAAGUCUUCGUCAAAUUCCCCCACGCCUUCUGGCAAACAACCUCAACUUCGACCUCAAUCUCAACUGACGACCCUAACCUUCCCACAAACCCAACUUUCACUCAAUUCCUCGACCCAUCCUACGCACCACGCCCACAGCACCUAGAAUGGAAUCAGGAAUGUCUUUCAAUGGCCUCCCUCCCACACCCAUGCUCCCAACCAACCCUCCUAUUCUACACCUACGGCCCAGGAGGCGCUCACAUAGUCGAUAGCAUCGCGUCCCUCGACCCCUCAUCAUCGGAAUACAAGGAAACACUCAUAAAAACUCUCCGUCCCUUCUACUCCCGUUUACCAGGCUACGAUUCCUCGUCGCCGGACUGCGUGCCUAGUUCUAUUCUGGCGACCUGUUGGCAGAAAGAUCCGUACGCGGGGUAUGGAUCGUACUGCAAUUUUCAGGUGGGAUUGGAGGCGGGUGAUCGGGAUAUUGAGGCUAUGCGCUCUGGGGUGGGUGCUGGGGAGGAACGUGGUUUGUGGUUUGCUGGGGAACAUACGGCGCCUUUUGUGGCGCUGGGUACUACUACUGGGGCCUAUUGGAGUGGGGAGAGGGUUGCUGGGCAGAUCUGUGGGCGGAGGGGGUUGGGAGUUGGGGUUUAUGAGGGGAAGGAUGAUUUAUUGCCUUCGGGGAAGCUGUGA